Molecule: messenger RNA, 3138 nt
Organism: Papaver somniferum (opium poppy)
Lineage: Eukaryota; Viridiplantae; Streptophyta; Magnoliopsida; Ranunculales; Papaveraceae
Exons: 5
Coding region: 1-3138 (1045 amino acids)
Source: RefSeq, a predicted model, not a curated record
AUGGGUGUUGUUCAGAUAAAAAUUGGAGGUGAGUUUAAUUUUAUUCUACAUGUUUCCGACAAACAAGGUGGUAAUUCUGCUAGAUCAUUUCCUCCUAAAUUUGUCAAUGAUAAGCUAUUGGAUAUGAAUAUGCAUGAAGUUGUUUCUUUUGGUAAUCCCUAUACUUGGUGCAAUAUAAGAUUUAAGAAUCCAAAUAAGUUAAUAUUAGAAAAACUAGACAAGGAUUUCAUCAAUGAUAAACGGGUCACGGUACUUCCUCAAACCCGUGCUACUAACUUAGGAAGAAUAUUUUCUGAUCAUAGUCCUGUUUUGGUUCAAUGUUUUCAUUGGGUUAGAAACUUAAAUAUUCCGUAUAAAUUCUUCAAAUGUUGGCAACUUAAUCCAGAAUUUAAAGAAGUUUUGAACGAAUCUUGGUCUAAAAGGGUUGUUGGUUCUCCUACCUUUGUUGUUGUGAAUAAACUGAAGCAUGUGAAAUUCGACCUGAGUAAAUGGAAUAUCAAUUCCUUUGGGCAUAUUAAAACUACUAUAGGUAGGCUCAACUCUGAGUUAGAAAGACUUCAAGCUCUUCCUUAUUCCCCUCAGAUUGGUCAAUAUAUUUUGAAUUAUUCUAAGCAAUUAGAUUAUUGGUAUGAAAUUGAGCAUUGCUUCUAUAAACAGAAAUCUAUGAUCAACUACUUCACACAGUAUGAUAGGAACACAAAUUUCUUUCACAAUUCUGUGAAUCUUAGGAAUAUGUACAACACAAUUCACACAAUUAGAGAUGAUCAAGCUCUAAAAUAUGUUACACCCAUUAUCAGUGAUGAAGUUAAUUCCUCGUUGAUUGCCAUACCCACCUAUCAGGAGAUUAGAGAUACAGUUAAUAGUCUUGCUUCCUGGAGCUCACCGGGGCCUGAUGGUUUUCAGGCAGGUUUCUUUCAGGAUAACUGGGAUAUUGUGCAAGUUGAGUCUGCCUUUGUUGCCAAUCAUCAAAUUCAUGAUAAUGUCGUUAUUACUCAUGAAAUUCUGCAUUCCUUUAAAAGGAAAAAGAAAAGCUCCAAGAAUGGUUAUUUAGCUAUUAAGCUUGAUCUUUCUAAAGCUUUCGAUAGAUUGGAGUGGUCCUUCAUUCUUGCUGUUUUUAAAAAACUGGGGUUCUCCGAUGAAUGGUGUCAGAUGAUAUCUCAGUGUAUUUGUACUGUUUCAUAUUAUGUCUUGGUGAAUGGCUCUCCCAGUGAUCCCUUUUACCCAUCUCAUGGUAUAAGGCAAGGGGACUGUCUUUUGCCUUACAUUUUUAUUCUUUGUAUGGAAGUUUUGUCUCAAUUGUUGGUGAAAGCAGAGGAUGAAAAGUUGAUACAAGGCUUCAGAUUUAAAAAGAACAUCCCUUCUAUCUCUCAUCUUUUUUUUGCUGACGAUUGUAUGCUGUUUUGCAAGGCUUCUGUCUCUUAUACUAAGAGUCUCCUCAAGAUUAUUGAUACCUUUGCGCAGGCUUCAGGUCAGGCAAUUGAUUUUGAGAAUUCUGGAUUUAUAACUAGCAAGAAAAUGCAUCAUAAGCAUAUUAAAAUUUUGGCUAAAAUUCUUAAGAUGAAAUUCCUUAGUAAUUCUGAAAGGUAUCUAGGGUCUCCCCUUUUUGUUGGAAAAGAUAAGACCAAUUCUUUCAAUUUUCUUAUCGAAAACCUAUAUUCUAGAUUAAGUAACACAAAAAAGACUAAUCUCAACGUGGCUGGGAGAACUGUUGUUACUAAGCAUGUGUUGUCUAGUUUAGCAGUUUAUCAUAUGGCAUGUUUCCCUCUUUCGAAGACUAUUACCUCUAAAAUUGAUUCCAUUCAGAGAACUUUCUGGUGGUCUAAAAAGAAUCCCAAAAGAGCUGUAUAUUUUAGUUCCUGGGGGGAUAUAGGUAUAUCCAAAUUAAAUGGUGGUUUAUGUAUUCGAAAUACUUAUGUUAUGAAUCAUGUCUUUAUCAGUAAGCUUGGUUGGCGAAUUAUGAAAAAUCCCAAUUUCUUAAUUUCUCGUUUUAUGAAAGAUAAAUAUUUUCCUAAUCAGAACUUGUUAGAGAUUGACAAAGCGGCUAGUUCCUCUUCUUGGAUAUGGAAAGGUAUUGUCAAUGGAGUACAAUUUAUUAAAGCUAACUCAGUCAUAAAAAUUAAUGAUGGAGUUUCUUCACACAUUUGGUCUUCUAACUGGAUUCCUGGAAAUUUGCAUCCUCUAGUGCCCAGAAAAUCUUCUCAUAGUGAUUUUGUGUUUGUUAAUGAGCUUUUUGAUAUUCAAAAUGGUAGUUGGAAUGAUAGUUUGCUUUCUUCUUUGUUCACAACAGAGGAUGUUACUAGGAUUAAGACUAUCAGAUUAAAUCUUCUUCAUAAUGACUCCUUAAUGUGGGCGCACACUAGUAAUGGAAAGUUUACCAUUAAGUCUGCCUACAAAGUUUAUAUGAAUGACUAUUCGCCACCAGAUGGUUCUACAUUCUGGAAGAAAGUGUGGGCGAUUGACUUUGAUGAUCUUUGUCCUCUUUGUAAGAGAUAUGAGGACAACACUUAUAUUUUUAUUGACUGUGAAGUGGUUAAACACAUAUGGUUUGGUCUCUCUUUACAACACUUGAUCAACUUAGAUCUAGAUUGGAUUGAUGAUUACUUUCUCUUUUGGCAUGAUUCUGCAUUAGGUGCAUCCCCAUUUACUGUUUCUUGGCCUAGCAUUGGUGGCAUAGUCUUAUGGUGUGUUUGGAAAAUCAGGUGUGAAGUGAUUUUCAAGAAUGCCUCUUUAGAUCUGAAUAAGAUUAUUUUGGACAUAAAGAGAAUGAUUAACACUUACAUUUCUCCUAGGUCUCCUUCUUUUGCUCCUCCUUUUGUGGUUAUCAAGAUCCCUAGUACUAAUGUGGAUCAUUUUAUGUUUAUUGAUGGCUCCUUUACAGAUUAUAAUACGGGUUUGAGUGUUAUUUGGUGUGACACUGCAGGAAAUGUAAGAAGAUGUCGUUCAGACUAUGGUUUGAUGUCAGAUGCAGUAGGUGCCGAAGCUGCUGCACUUAUUUUGGCCAUCCCUUGGGCAGAGGAGAUGCAUCUUACCAGAGUCGUCUUUGUCAUUGACUGUUUCAGCUUGUGCAGUUCAGUAAUGGUGCCAACACAAAUAUUGCUUGGAGAAGUAGUGACCUUGUUGAGCAUUGUCGGAGUUUAA